CGCACUUUCUCAUACUCGAAUAGCUAUCGGCCAAGUUUUACCUUUUUUUUUCUAUGACUUUUUUCGCAAUCAUUGCCCACCGUCAUUGGUAUACUCUCGACCACCAGUAGUUUUUGCCUCAGCUUUUUGUCAACGUCCGCUAUUAGUUUGUUCAGUCUUUCCUUGUUGUUUAUGGUUAACAUCAUUGUUCAUAAAUUUUGUACUGUCCAGUAAAGUGCGAAUGGCCACGAAUAGCUGUGAGCUUGAAACACGUUCGACCGCCCAGUGCUUUAGUGAGUGUGUUCUUUCUUUUUUUUGAAUAAAAAGUACCGAUUCACACGACGGUGAAACACCAAAAUCGGGUACUUGUCGAUGGUUGCCUUAGCGUUGCUAUAUACGUUCGCCAGAAAACCUGCUGCCUCAGAGAGCCAAGAGUUAGCCUGCCUACGCUAUAUACCUGCCUGAUGCCAGUGGCACCGUAAGGUCGUCGGAGUGAACGGCCCUACCCUGUAAUCGUACUUUCCUCUCUCUUUCUCUCUCUUUCUCUACCUGAGAAUCGCACAAACAUAUAAUAUUUGUGCGUUUGCAUAUAAGUACAGUCUCUGGAUUCGUACAAGUAUGGGUGCGUGUGGUGUAGAUAUUUAAAAAAAAGAGAGUCACUUGCAUGGUGUACUUUGAUAUUUACACCAACAUUACACACAAGAGUUUACGUAAAAAAGUGCUCACCUUCGCCUUAGAGGAAGGAAUUUCCUGGUUCACGGGAUCGGCAGUGUUGAUGUCUCGAUCGUUCGAGCUUGUGCUACAGUGUUGAAACCAUCCCAUGGUGAAGAAGUUAUGUGCGAAACAUCCGCGGCUCGGCUUUGUUGGAUUUACCUCAUCGACAUUUCUGUUGCUGCUGUGGCUGCUACUAAUUUUGCUCGACAGUGAGAAGGUGGCACGAAGCGACGCAAGAUGGCUUCAGGAGGGGGCGGUACCCGUGACGUCCCGGAUGUUCACGACGUCGAUCUGAUCGACCUGGAAAGUGGAGUGACCUGCAGCAGCAGUAACAUUGCCAGCCGAACCCCCUCGUCAGAUGCUACACCCGAGGAGCAAGAGCACUUGCUCGACGUGUGCCCACCCAAACUCGAACAGAAGCUCUCGUUGACGAGACGAAGCCACGACUUUCACCUCAGCAGUGCUGAUGAGUCCAACGACGGCGUUCCCACAGGCAGCGUCCUUGUCACACUGGGCCACGACCAGGUGGUCCCCGUGAGGAAGAGAAUCGACGUUGUCUCCUCGGACACGAUUAGACGGGUGCGCGACAUCACCAAAAAUCUAGAACCUGUGAUCAGGCCACAUAUGCUGGAAGAGGAGGACCACACCGCUGAACCUAAGCCAACGAUCGGCCCCUGCGAGGAAGACGCCUCGUACGAGGCGCGCGAGAUCAGCGAUGCAUUCAAUUUCCUAUCGGAGCUCGAGGACAACGACGAAGAUGAAGAAGAGGAGAAAGUACCUUGCAGGCCACACGGUGGCUACCCCUUGGAGCCGACCUGCCUGAUCAAGAACCCGAAGGACCAGUGGCGCGAGGCAGCCACGCUCGCCAGCCAGGACUUUGUGUUCGACAACCAGGGGUUCGAGUCCUCGCCACCGGGGGCCGACUCAGCUGCGAAAAAGCAGUCCUCGCUGAGCUUUGACUUUGACGGUUUGAGAGUGGCGAGGAACUCGUUCAAGAGACUGAGGUCGUCGUUCACGUGCUCGGUCGCCUCGGUUGGAUUGGACACGGAGCCCUGGAGGAAGAGGUCCAAGAACUGCAACUAUCGGAAGUCCUGGAGCGAGGGUUCGGUCUCGCGACGGAGGAACAAGGCUGAUGAAGAGGCCAUUGCCAGGAGGUUACGGACUAGCAGUGCCAGCUUCGACGAGAAGAAACUGGAGGGAAAAGAGAAGCUCACUGGCAGAGGAAAGUCUUCGUCGUCCAUUAGGGCAUCGUCCUCGGGAUCGGUAACCAGCGGCGGCACGAGUCCCUCAUCCUCGUCCCCCCCGUCUUCAUCGUCAUCCUCGUGCUCCGAAGUCGACUGGUCAUGGGUGGAGGAGGUCGAGCCCACCGUCGACCAGCAACAACAACAGCCACCGAUCGACGACUCGCCGAGCCCAAUGCCCUGCAAGCGGCGGCGACGGCGCCUCGACCCCCCCACCCGCGCCGCCGGUGAAGGAGCCGCGAUGACAGCAGCAGGGGCCGCGCUAACCGAGACGGGCGGACGCAUGCGCGGCCCCGAGACUGCCGGCAGGGAGAGCCGCGCCAGUGUCGCGAUGUCCGUCGCCGCGGCGGGAAAGUCGGACGCGCCUGUCGCCGACGUGGUGCACGCGCUUGAUAUUCAUGUUGUACAGCAGCACCAGCAACACUUGGACGCAUUGACGACGACUGGCAACGCUGAGGCUGCUCUACUGAGGAGUGCCUCCAACUCGGAGGGAGGACCCCAGCAUAAUGGGACCCUCGCUGAUGUCGCCAGGGUGUCUGCACCUGCUCUCAACGAGGGGAGUACCAGCGGCACUCUGCCAUGGUUGCGGGCCUCGAUGUGCCGCCUGCGCCAGUUGCGACUGCCCGACGGCUCCUCGGCAAGCGUCUCGGCGCCCAACUCCCUGCCGGACAUCGCCCUCAUCGCCCCGGAAAUCCUGGCCGCGCAGACAAACGACACUACCGGUGGUCUCCUCAGGCCGUCGAGCGCGCCCGCGCCCACCCGGGGACGAUCAGCGGCAAGUCCGGACUCGAGUGCCGUAAGUCCUCGGCGUGGGCGCAGGAGCGUCGCGUCGGGGUGUAGACAACAGCCGGCCCGAGCCGCCACGGGUGCUAGGAUGACCGGCAACUUGGCCACGGACUCGGCGACAACGACUUGCGAUAGCAGCUCCGGCACCACCAUCACCGUCUCGAGCGGCGCCUCCAGUCCAACUGGUAGUCCUCUGCGUCAGACCGGCGCCACCAACUCCUCCGCGUCCUCGCCCAGAAGACUGUGCGGCCAAAGAGAUGUCGAGAGGGAUGAGGAGAGGGCCGAGGACGACGACGAGGACGAGAAUUCGCUGGGCAAGUGGCCGCACGCCCUCAGCUCGGCGUUUGCGUGCCUCGGCUGCACGCUCGGGCUCUUCAACAUCAGCCGAUUCGCCAUACUCAGCAUCCAGUUUGGAGCCAACUUCAUCACGCAGUUCCUGAUCCUGUCGCUGGUAAUAGGCAUACCCCUGCUGACGCUGCAGGUCUGCCUUGGCCAGAGGCUGUCCGCGGGCGUCGUCGACAUGUGGAAGAUAUCGCCCCUCUUCCAGGGCGUGGGCAUCGCUCUGCUCGUCGCCCAAGCUUUCAUUGGGAUUUACAGCAUAGUCGGGAUCUCUUGGAUGCUCGUCUACUUCAGGGACUCGUUCAUAACGAAGCUGGACAAGUACCGGUGGUCGGAGCCGUUCCCGCUGUACCGCGAGGACGCGAGGGCGUCGGCAUCGAGCAACGGCUCCGGGGCCACUGGCAACGCGGCCCACAACCACAGUGGCAGCGGCGGCGGUACUCCCGGUGGCACCGUCGGUGGCUACGGCAAGCUCCCGGAGACGGUGCCCGACUACUUCAAUGGCGUCGUCCUGCAACGGCUCCACCUCAACGACCCCGACCCCGGCGUCGUCACCCUCAAGUUCCAAGUGGCCUUCAACCUUGCCGUCGUCUGGAUGGUCGUCUUUGUCUCGCUCAGCAAAGGUCUAAGAUCUUACGGCAAGGUCGUGUACGUGUUUACGGCCCUGCCGGUGUUCAGUAUGCUGUUGCUGUGCGUCAACUUACUGGGUGUCACGCCCACGGGCUCCAUCAACCAGUUGUUCCCGGCCACGGCUUGGAACGAGUUUUUUGUCAACGGGCGCUCCUGGGCUGCUGCCGCGUCCGAGGUUUUUCUCACCUGGGGUCUACUCGGCGCGGCUGCCAUGCAGGUAGCUGCGCACAACAAGCACAAGCACAUGCUGCAGAGGGAUACGAGUCUCGUGAUCGUGUUGACUUUAAUGGUUUUGCUUCUGGCGGCUUUUCUCGCGAACACCUGCGUGCAGAUUCUCAGGAAUCAUGGCUACUAUUAUGUCACGAGUUCGUUUGAGCGAAUGCCGGCCUGUAAUUUCCUGCGGUCGGUGAACCAGCCGGCGCCAGUGGCCUACAGCAGCACGCCCGAGCGCUUCAUGGCGCAUGCGUCCUUCCUGGUGGGACAGCGGGUGACGCGGCCCGGCAGCGAUCUCAGCCACGAGUCCGGAUACCAGGCCCUGAGGCUCGCCACCGAACUCGUGCCCGCGACCCUGGCCGUUCUGGGGCCCGAUCUGGUCUCGCCCUUUUUCGCCGUGCUCUUCUACUUCAUACUCAUCCUCUUUGGCAUCGCGCAACAGUUGGCAAUCUGGCAUUGCGUUAUAACUGGAAUAAUGGCUAUAAACACUAAGAUGAUGAAGCUCUGGGAAACGACCAUUACCUUCUUCAGCUGUGCUUGCGCCUACGUUUUGGGCCUCCCAAUGACAACGGAGCUGGGGAUUUACGUGGUGUACUAUCUGGAUUACACGGUCGGCGGCGCCUGGUGGAUCAUGCUGUUGUACCUGGUGCAGGUGGGCGCAGUGUUCGCGGUCCGUGGCAGACCACAUACGGGCGAUGCCGUCGUCACCGAGCUCUUCCCGCCCACCGGCAGGUGCUUGCGGUACUGGGCCGCUCCUUUGCUGUCCUUCACCUGGAACGUCAUACUGCCCAUCUCGCUCAUGAUACUUAGCAUAACGAUCUUCAAGAGCGCCGGCUACCGAGACCUGUUCACGUAUCGGCGGACCAGCAAGGACUACUGGGCCAUUUGGGCGCGUCAACUCGGCGCUUCGAUACAGCUGAUACCUUUGCUGAUAAUACCAGUCGUGGCGCUCAUACAGACCUGCCGCUACUUGAACACCGGACCACCCGACAUAUUCGACCGCAUCCAGCUGCUGUACCGUCCGCCGCUCGACCCCGACGACGCGCAACACGGCAUCCAGACCCAGGUGGGCGGGGCAGCCGGGGUGCCGGGGCUCCAGGGCAACGGUCUCGUGUCGAGCACCACGGAACUGCCGUUCGAGGACCCGCCGCCCAAGUACACGCCGCCGCCGAGCUACACCACCGCCACCGGCGCCCGCAUCGCCAAGAUGCUCCGGCAGAGCUUCCGGCGGAGCGUCAGGCGGAUAGCCAACGUCCUGGGCGAGGGUGGGAGCGGCCCCAGGCAGCGGCCCACCCUCCAGCAGCAGCCCCCGCCGCCCGACUACGCGGCCGUUCUCGUCGAGAUGAACCAGAGCGUGUCGUCCGGGGACGUGGCCGCGGUCACCUGUCACGUGUGGAACGACAACCGCAGGGAAAUUGCCGUUUGCCCCAACAACAAUGAGGUCCACGUAUUCAAGCAGGGCGCGUCCAGCGGGGGCUGGAAGCUCACCGAAAUCCUGCAGGAGCACGACCAGCGGAUAAUGGGGAUCGAUUGGGCUCCAAAGACCAACCGCAUAGUCACCUGCGCCGCCGACAAGAACGCGUACGUCUGGACGCAAAACGACGACGGCAAGUGGACGCCUUCCUGGGUCCUGCUGCGCACCAACAGAGCCGCAACCUGCGUCAAGUGGUCCCCCAACGAGGACAAGCUCGCCGUUGGCUCUGGCGACCGGAUCAUAUCGGUCUGCUACUUCGCUUCCCAGAACAACUGGUGGGUGUCCAAGCACAUAAAGAGGCCCCUGCGCUCCACCGUCACCUCGAUCGACUGGCACCCAAACAACAAGAUCCUGGCCGCCGGAUCGACCGACUACAAGACUCGGGUCUUCAGUGCCUACGUCCGGGACAUCGACCAGGACAACUCCGACAGCUCUUGGGGCGCCAGCUCGAGUCUGGGAACACUUCUGGUCGAGUUCUCCAACUCGGUGAACGGGGGUGGCUGGGUCCACGACGUCGCCUUCUGUCCCAACGGCACGAAGCUCUGCUGGGUGGGCCACAACUCGUCGAUUUGCGUUGCGGACUCGUUGAGGGCCAACGUGGUUGUGAGGCUGCUCACCGAGUACCUGCCCUUCCUGCAGUGCGUCUGGCUCGACAGCAAUCACAUAGUCGCUGCUGGCCACGACUGCAUGCCCAUGGUCUACAAGCUCGAUGAGUCUGGAAAGCUGAGCUUUGCAGUUAAGCUCGACAAUACCCAGAAGAAGGAGGCGGCCGGUCUCACUGCCAUGAGAAAGUUUCAAUCGUUGGAUAGGCAAGCCAGGACAGAGAUCAACGACAGUGCACUGGAUAGCAUACACCAGAAUACCAUUACCUGCAUCAGGAAACUGUCAAAGACCAGGUUUAGUACAAGUAGUCUCGACGGCCUUCUAGUCGUUUGGGACGUCAAAGCUCCGGAAUUGAUGAUGAAUUCGCUGAGGAUUAGUUAAUCCAAUUUCUAUUAGACAAUACUACUAAAUAACGUUAUUUCAAUUUAUCGUUCAAAACGUACAAUUACAAAACUAUCUUAUAAGUUUAUAUUGUUUGCAUUAUCCUUUUUAUUUGUUAAAUUUGUCAAAAUAAAUUAUUUUACUCUUUUGACAGUAAAAAAUUUAAAUUCACUGCAGUAUUCAAAUGUUGUAUAAAUAUAUAUUACUGUAUAAUUGUUACUAAGCUCUAUCCCUAUACUUUGUAUUGAUAUUUUGUAUAAAAGUCCUACAUGAGGAUGCUAGUAAAAUAAAAAUGAAUAAAUGGAAAGUUAAAUAAA
This is a messenger RNA of Copidosoma floridanum, 6677 nucleotides long. RefSeq names its product bedraggled. Gene Ontology annotation, molecular function: amino acid:sodium symporter activity; L-amino acid transmembrane transporter activity. Gene Ontology annotation, biological process: nitrogen compound transport; sodium ion transmembrane transport; amino acid import across plasma membrane. Gene Ontology annotation, cellular component: plasma membrane. NCBI's taxonomy places the organism in Eukaryota, Metazoa, Arthropoda, Insecta, Hymenoptera, Encyrtidae. The record is from RefSeq and is a predicted model, not a curated record.